Pseudomassariella vexata is the source of this 2817-nucleotide messenger RNA. RefSeq lists its product as uncharacterized. The record is from RefSeq and is a predicted model, not a curated record. Lineage: Eukaryota; Fungi; Ascomycota; Sordariomycetes; Amphisphaeriales; Pseudomassariaceae. The transcript has a single exon. The coding region runs from base 413 to 2503 and encodes 696 amino acids.
AUUACGAGGAGGAAUCGUGAUAUACGUAGCCGUGUCGCUUGUGGUAACGUUUGCUGUUAGCCAUAUUCAGCAUUUGCCCCACUGAGUGAAACCAACGGUACGGACAGCCGUAUUUGUUGACGGGAUGCGCCUAAAGUUAUGGGACUUCCUCUUUUAUACAUUCUGAACAACUUUCCGUUUCCGCGUUUUGCAUCAUAUUUGACUUUGAAUCUGCAUCUACAUAGGACAUGGAAACAGUAGCAGCAACACUCUCGUUUCUCCGUAUCGCAACCUAGAUCGCUGGAUGUUUCACUAGUACCCCGCGACCGUCACGCAGCAGCCUCGGCAUCUAUAGCUGCGAACAACUGCAAGCACUACCUUGAUUGCUACGACAGUGUAUUUUUAUGGGAAACAUAAUAGAUCAAACGAUACAAUGAGUCCGAAUACUGCCCACGAAGCCUUCAAGGCGCUUGCGCCCAUCGAUUGGGACAAGAUCGACCCCGACGACGUUGGCGCCUUCAUGAAGGACACCUUUGGCGACGCCCAAUGUCUCAUCGACUCGAUACCCAUAUCCCUCACCUCUAACGUACAACAGAACGGCCGGCCGCGCUCCGCAACGGAUCCAGUCUCUCCCCAGCUCCCAGGUAGAGCACCUAACUCGUCGGAACGGGCUCAGCAACUACGGAAAGAGUGGAAGGAAGUACAAGUAAACCCGCGCGACAACCCACUAGGAGUUAAUGUAUACCGGCUGGGCGCCAAGGACAAGAAGGGAGCAUGGUUCGCCCGCAGGAGCAUACAUGAAGGCCUAUCGUUCGAGAAAUGGAAGCUGGGCAUGGAGCGCGAGUUUGCCGAGAGCUUGAAAGUCCAGGGGAAGCCCGGUGAUGGCAAGAUUCGAGGCAUUGGCGCCGACAAGCGGGUCGUCAACACGGUACUGGACGGCGUGGGCAAGAUGGAGGUCUACCAGCUUUCGGCACAGUUUCCUGGCCCCACGACCCCGCGAGACUUUAUCACUCUGCUCCUCAGCUCGGAUUGCGGCCUCGAGGCGCCGAUGCAGGAAGGUCUAGGCAAGCCCAGGUAUUUCAUGGUUGUUUCCAAACCUUGCAUACAUCCCGAGUGCCCGCAGCGUAAUGGCUACAUUCGAGGACAGUAUGAGUCGGUGGAGUUCAUUCGCGAGAUCAAGGUUGAGAAGCCGCUGCGCAAGGUGCGCUCCUCGAUCGAUCUGGCUGGUGAGGAGGCAGCGAUACGAGCUAAAGUGGCCGAGGAUCUUAAUAAGAAAGCCUUGACACGCUCAGCCAGCACCCGUGGAUUUGCCAUGUCCAGUUCCGCAUCCGAUGCUGGAGACCAGGAAGGGCGGAAGCGAGGUCGAACUAUCGCCUUUGCUGGCACCGGGAAAGAAGGCCAAGAUAACGACGAGGAGAGCGAGACUUUAGUUGAGUGGCUGAUGGUGACUCGAAGUGAUCCCGGAGGUAGUGUACCGAGAUUCAUGGUUGAGAAGGGCACCCCCGCCGGUAUCGCCGGUGACGCGGAAAAGUUCCUUAAAUGGGUCUCGUCGGCCCAUCUCGAGGACUUUAGCCAAGACGAUCACAUCGAUGAGAAGACGAUGGAUGAUGCCACGGAGGCCCACGAGAUUGGCCAGCAGAAGCGUAUGCCCACAACUGGUCCUACAUCGAAUGUCAUCAACAAUCCCGCGGCCAAACCGGGUCCUGUACCGGUUGAGGAACAGGUGGAAGCACCAGGCGGCUUCUACGGAAUGAUCGCCAAUGCCCUAGGGGCAGCUGGCUCGGCUUUCGCCGCGCGUCUCCCGGCCCCGUUCGGGUCUGCGAAGGGUGGCGACACCGACUCGGACCUGUCAACGAGUUCCUUAGACGGAGAUGACACCACAUCAGAUUACAGCUUCCACAGCUUCGCCUCCGACCACGAAGACGACUCCAAACUGUCCAAGUCGGAAACCAACUCCCUCCUCACGCCCACUGUCACAAAUGGCGAGGCGCAAUCUACGCACUCGUCCGAAUCAGCAGCGGGCAAAUAUACCGUCCCCUCCCAACAUGAGAAAGACCUCCGCAAGCUCGAAGACCGGCGCCGCAAACUACAAGAAAAGCUCCAGCGGUCCCAGGAGCGCACCCUCACCAAAAAGGAGCAGGAUGCUAAGAACGACGAAUCCGCCCUGGCCAAGCUACGUGAAAAGCACGAGCGCGAAGUAGCCAAGCAAGAAGAAAAAUAUCGGAGGGACCUCAAGCGGCUCGAAGAAAAGCGCGCGCACGACCAGCGCAAGGCUGAGGAGCGGAAGCGGAAAGCGGCUGAGAGAGAAGAGAAACGGAAUAUUUCGAUGGAGUUGGAGAAGACGAGGGCGGAGAGGGAUAUGGCGAGGAAGCAGAUUGAUAUUUUGAAGGAGCAGGUUGGGGAACUGCAGAGCCAGAAUACGCUGCUUGUGGCGAAGCUCGGAAAAGCGGGCUCGGCGGAGGCGUUGGAGGAGCUGAGGAAGAGUGUGACGUACUCUAGUCGGGAAGGGGCUGCAGAGGCUUAGGUGGACGAGCAGCUCGUGAGGUGAAGAGACUCGUUUCAGUGAUUGAAGUGGAUGGUUGAACACACGGUACCACGAGCCGUAUGGAUGGAUUGGUUGAGCGUCGUUACGGCCUUUCGGCUUGUCUUAUUUUGCGUCGAAUUAAAGCAAGCAAUUAUGCAUAUACUAUACCAGUACCGGACUUGUGUCCGGCACACGAGCACGCAAUCAUUUCAGGACGGGUAAAUAGGAGUCCUUGAAAUGAUUGAUGAUCUACAUGAAUCGAGUUUGGGUGAAUUAUAGACCGGAACGGAGGUUAAUAAAUUCAUAUUUCAGAG